AUGUAUGUUUUUUAGUUAGUUGAUUUGAGGUGCUUUAUUGUUUGAAUACUUUAGAGUUUAAAUGAGUUGAAUUGCUAAAAGAAAAAUGUUUUAGGAAGUGUACAGUUUUUUUUUCAGUGGGAUAAAUGCAUUUGUGAUUUUUUUUUUCUACGCAGCAUCAUUCCUUUAAGACUUUCUGUUGAAUGGCUGAUGCUUCUGCUCUCAUUGUAAUAGUAUGAUGCUGCUGGGGCUGAUUGGGUGCAGGGAGCUGAAAGGGGCUGAAAGCUGAGGCUAAUUCAUUCUCCACACUAAAGCUUUUGCUCAAACUGAGAGAAACACAUCUCCACACAUCUGGACACAUCGCCACACGCUCCGAAACUGUCUAGUCGAAACAUGCAGCCUCUUCAGAAGAAUGGACCACGCUCUACAUCCUCCAGCCUCCACCUGUACACCACCAGUGCCUUACUAAUCUUAUGACAGGUCGUCUCAAAGUGUGUUCCUGCUGACGCCAAUCGCUCCUAAUCAGUUUAAUGCUUCAGGAGGACCAUGUCCAAGUCUGUGGAUCAUGUCAAGAGACCCAUGAAUGCCUUCAUGGUGUGGUCCAGAGGCCAGAGGAGGAGGAUGGCGAUUGAGAACCCCAAGAUGCACAACUCUGAGAUCAGCAAGAGGCUGGGAGCCGAGUGGAAGCUCCUGUCCGAGGCUCAGAAGAGACCCUACAUCGACGAAGCCAAGCGACUCCGAGCCCAGCACAUGAAGGAGCAUCCAAACUACAAGUACAGACCCAGGAGGAAGUCCAAGGGCUUGCUGAGGAAUGACAGGUUCACUUUUGCUUCUCAUCAGUUCCUGGGAGAACCAAUUCCAGCCAGAGACGUUCUAACCUACUGUCCGGACAACCCCAGGUACCUCCAUCAUCCACCAGUGUCCGCACAGUCGUCACAAUUCUUCACUGGAACCCACUUCAGCACCGCUGCUGGAGUCCAGAAAGUCCAAGAAAUAAUGCCCCAUGCUCUGCACACCUCCCCGCUGGGGUACCAUAAUGCACUCUUUGGUACACUGGGAUGCCCAGCACAGGCAGGCAAACCUGGGUACGUGGUGCCGUGUAACUGUCCGCUGUGGUCAACGUCUGGUCUGCAGCCGCCGAUAGCUUAUUUACUCCUUCCAGGCGUGAGCAAGACUGGACUCACUGGACUCAACUCAAACUGCUCAGCAGCUCUGUGAUCAAGAGGUGAGCACAAUUAAGACUAUGUGGUGCUGGGAGAGAAAUUUGCUCUGUUCUGAGUAAACUUACUGACCACUGACUUUAUGUUCAUUUGGCUUCAUUUACAUCUAAUGUUAUAUAGAGUAAAAACUCCAAACACUGACUUUAUUAAUGUUCAUUUGGGUUUAUUCUAAUGUUAUAUAGAGUUAAUUACAGGUAGACAC
Molecule: messenger RNA, 1401 nt
Organism: Astyanax mexicanus (Mexican tetra)
Lineage: Eukaryota; Metazoa; Chordata; Actinopteri; Characiformes; Acestrorhamphidae
Product: transcription factor Sox-14
Exons: 1
Coding region: 526-1197 (223 amino acids)
Biological process (GO): cell differentiation; regulation of DNA-templated transcription; anatomical structure morphogenesis
Molecular function (GO): DNA-binding transcription factor activity, RNA polymerase II-specific; RNA polymerase II cis-regulatory region sequence-specific DNA binding
Source: RefSeq, a predicted model, not a curated record